AUGGCCAGGAGGGUGUAUAUACACUCAAGGUUGGCUCUUCAAAAUGGGGCUUUUUCAACAUCCACCAAGAAAUGCAAGAGCUACAAGUUAGUGGUGGUGGGCGGCGGUGCGGGAGGAUGUGCGACAGCCGCCAAGUUCUCCUCCAAGCUGGGUCAGGGCAGUGUUGCAGUCAUUGAGCCAGCUGAUAUGCACUACUACCAGCCCAUGUGGACAAUGGUGGGGGGCGGCAUGAAGAAUUUUAAGGAUUCAGGGCGUCCCAUGAGUCAGGUCCUCCCGAAGAAGGCAGACUGGAUCAAACAAAGAGUAGUGGGCUUUGACCCUCACAACAACAAGGUCAUGACGGAAGAUGGCCAGGAGGUCAACUAUGAAUUCCUGGUUGUUGCCCUCGGCCUUCAGCUCAACUAUAAUCAGAUCAAAGGUCUUCCCGAGGCCUUUGAGACUCCUGGUGUGUGCUCCAACUAUUCCUCACUCUAUGUCAACAAGACUCUGGAAGCACUCAAGAACUUCAAGCAAGGCAACGCUCUCUUCUCCUUCCCCAACACCCCAAUCAAGUGUGCCGGAGCCCCACAGAAGAUCAUGUACAUCUCAGACGAAUAUUUCCGCAAGCAUGGUAAGCGGGACAAGGCCAACAUCAUCUACUUCACGUCCCUGCCUGUCAUUUUUGGAAUCAAGAAGUACGCUGAUUCCCUGUGGGAGGUAGUAAAGAAGAAGGACAUCACUGUUAACCUGCGUCACAAUCUCAUUGAGGUGAAGCCAGACACUCGGGAGGCCGUGUUUCAGAACCUGGACAGCCCUGACGACCUUCAAACACUGCCAUACGAGAUGCUGCACGUCACCCCCCCCAUGAGUGCACCAGACCCCCUGCAUAAUUGUGGUCCAUUGGUGAACGAGACUGGGUACCUCAAUGUGAACAAGCACACACUGCAGCACGUCACCUUUCCCAAUGUUUUUGGCAUUGGGGACUGCACCAGUGUCCCAACCUCCAAGACUGCUGCCGCUGUGGCUGGCCAGUUUGGAGUCAUGCGAAGGAACUUGAGUCUGGUGAUGGCUGGUGGUUCCCCUAGGUAUGAGUAUGAUGGCUACACCUCCUGCCCUCUGGUGACUGGCUACUCGUCAGUCAUCCUCGCUGAGUUUGACAUGGACGGCAACCCACUGGAGACGUUUCCAAUCAACCAGGCCAAGGAGCGGCGCACGAUGUUCCACCUCAAGAAGGACAUGAUGCCGCCAAUGUACUGGUAUGGAAUGCUCAAGGGCAUCUGGGAGGGACCCAAGUACAUGCGGAAAAUUCUGCACCUGGGAAUGUCAAAAUGAGUGUAAAUUGAGCUGUGAGGAAAGGUUGUCAUGUGUAAACUUUUGUACACGUACAGAAAUAUUUAGUAAGCAAGUUAUGAAAUUGUUCACGUUUACAUGGUAUAUAUAUAUAUAUAUAUAUAUAUAUAUAUAUAGAUAUAUAUAUAUAUAUAUAUAUAUAUAUAUAUAUAUAUAUAUAUAUAUAUAUAUAUAUAUAUAUAUAUAUAAAGUUUGAAUGUGCUUUUUAGAUGAUAUAUAAUUAUGACUAAAUGUGAUAACAUAUCUGUGAUACUGACACAUCAGAUUUAUAACUGCUUUCAGUAAAUGUAAAAAAAUACCACAGUUAAAGAUAAAAUAUAUGUAAAAAAGUUAUUUGCAAUUUUUUUUAGUAAAGCAUAAGAUUUACUACAAUGACAGCUGCAGUAGCUAUUUAUGCAACUAAGUUAAAUGUUUUUAUUUUUUUAUUAAUCAAAAGAAGGCUUAAGAAAAGUCUUGAUCAUGUAUGUAGUAGCACAAAUGGGGUUGUACUGGUAUGUGGAGGAUGCCUGAACAAAGAGAUCAACAGUUUCUAUGCAUUUUUGUACACAGUGAUACAUGGUUGCUGGUGUUGAGAGAAUGCUGGCCAGGUAAUUAAAUGUAGUCUGUUAAUAAAGAUGGUUAUCUGUUAA
Molecule: messenger RNA, 1958 nt
Organism: Eriocheir sinensis (Chinese mitten crab)
Lineage: Eukaryota; Metazoa; Arthropoda; Malacostraca; Decapoda; Varunidae
Gene: Sqor
Product: sulfide:quinone oxidoreductase, mitochondrial-like
Exons: 12
Coding region: 1-1311 (436 amino acids)
Cellular component (GO): mitochondrion
Molecular function (GO): FAD binding; sulfide:quinone oxidoreductase activity
Source: RefSeq, a predicted model, not a curated record